Messenger RNA from Ostrinia furnacalis (Asian corn borer), 2250 nucleotides. RefSeq names its product peptide transporter family 1. The transcript is spliced from 13 exons. Gene Ontology annotation, molecular function: transmembrane transporter activity. Gene Ontology annotation, biological process: transmembrane transport; oligopeptide transport. Gene Ontology annotation, cellular component: membrane. The record is from RefSeq and is a predicted model, not a curated record. NCBI's taxonomy places the organism in Eukaryota, Metazoa, Arthropoda, Insecta, Lepidoptera, Crambidae. The coding region runs from base 120 to 2216 and encodes 698 amino acids.
UACCUACCUAUGCUCCAUUAUCAGAGUUAUCGCGUUAUCACGAACGCUGCAGUUCUUAACCUACAAAGAACACAACCGAUUUUUAAUUGCUCUUUAAAUGUUAAAACAAUAACAGUGCAAUGGACCAAAUUGAAUUGAGAGAGAUUGAAAACACCGACCUCUUGGAAAGACCGAGUAAAACCAAUAAACUACGCUACCCGCGAUCAGUUGCGUUUAUAGUCACAAAUGAGUUCUGCGAAAGGUUUUCAUACUAUGGAAUGCGAACAAUCCUAUCUCUGUACCUGCGAGACAAGCUGGGCUUCACGGCGAAUGGCGCCACAGUCAUCUACCACACGUUCACUAUGUUCGCCUACUUCUUCCCCCUCAUCGGGGCCAUGAUCGCCGAUGGAUGGUUGGGACGAUUCAGAACGAUCCUGUACCUCUCCUUGGUGUACGCGGCGGGCAGCGUGCUGAUCUCUCUUGCAGCCAUGCCUCCGGUCAGCUUACCUCAAAUGGAGUUCACAAUGUUGGCGCUGCUGCUCAUCGCCUUCGGGACAGGAGGCAUCAAGCCCUGCGUGUCUGCAUUCGGCGGGGACCAGUUCAAGCUGCCCGAACAGGCGAAGUACUUGGGCUACUUCUUCUCGCUGUUCUACUUCGCGAUCAACGCUGGAAGCCUCAUAUCCACCUUCAUCACCCCGAUCUUCAGGGCAGACGUCCACUGCUUCGGGGAAAGUGAUUGCUUUUCACUCGCGUUCGGUGUCCCGGGCAUUUUGAUGAUUAUAUCAAUUCUGUUCUUCUUGGCUGGCAAACGGCUCUACAUUAUCAAGAGUCCAGCGGGAAAUGUUUUGGGAAGAGUUUCUUCUUGCAUUGGACAUGCCAUGGUCAAGUCGUUCAAGAGCAAAGAGAAGAGAGAACACUGGCUGGACCACGCCGACGACAAGUACGACAAGUCCCUGAUUGAUGACGUCAAGUCUCUACUGCGUGUCUUGGUGCUUUACAUUCCCUUGCCAGUUUUCUGGGCCCUUUUCGACCAACAAGGCUCGAGAUGGACGUUCCAAGCCGCCAGGAUGCGCCAGGACAUCGGCAGCUGGACGCUGAAGCCCGACCAGAUGCAAGUCUUGAACCCGCUGCUCAUCUUAGUGUUCAUCCCUAUAUUCGAAGUGGCAAUCUACCCAUUCUUAACUUGGUGCAGGCUCGUGAGGAAACCUCUGCAUAAAAUGAUUUGGGGCGGAAUCCUCGCUGCCGCUGCUUUUGUCAUUUCCGGGAUCGUUGAGAUUAAACUUUUGCCAAGCUAUGGUACGCCAGUAUCGGCCGGUUUGGCACAACUGAGGGUGUACAAUGGUUAUAACUGUGAUUUCGUGCUCGACUUGCCCAGUUUUAACCAAACCAAUGUCACCAUUGGACCUCUAUCUGCUUACGAAAAACUCGACAUUGGAGCUGACAAGUUUUUGGACCUGCCCUAUGAUAUACAAGGCCAGCCUGGCACCGAAUGCGCUAACUUAUAUCUCAGCGGCCAAUUUCACCUGAAAGAAGAAACAGCUAAUUCCUUCUUCAUUAAGCGAGGAGGAAUCAAUAACUUCACUGACAACAACGAUAAAGCUUUAGAUGGUGUUAGUGUCAGAUUUUUAUCAAACCUGAACAGCGUAACGCAGAUAAACUUAAUCGACUCGCAGAAGAAUAGAACAAAAUUAAAUAUAACGAGCAGUAAUAGCACGCAGAUAUCCAUUGAAAAGGGAACUUAUGAUGUUGUUAUUAACAGCCAAAUAGUAAUAAACGCCUUCAAAUUCCUUGACGGUGCCGUGUAUACUAUUAACGUUUAUGAAGACAGUAAUGGGUCUUAUGACGCCAACGCCGUCAUGAUAACACCAGAGAACUCAGUCCACAUCCUGUGGCUGGUGCCACAGUACGUGGUGAUGACCAUGGGCGAGGUGAUGUUCUCGGUCACAGGCCUGGAGUUCUCCUUCACGCAGGCGCCUGCCAGCAUGAAGUCGGUGCUGCAGUCUGUGUGGCUGCUCACCGUGGCCUUCGGGAACCUCAUCGUGGUGCUGAUUGUCGAAGGAAACUUUUUGGACGCGCAGUGGAAGGAAUUCUUCCUAUUCGCCGGCCUGAUGUUGAUCGAUAUGUUCAUAUUCACCGCCAUGGCCUUCCGAUACAAGUACGUCAAGCUGCAGUCCAGCACCGAAGCCCUACCUCAAGUCGAAGAGAUCAAAAUGCCAGAGAAACCUAGCCAAGAUUAGAUGCCUAUUUUAAUUAAAUAAUUUACUAAUAGUU